AUGAAUUUCUCAUGGAAACCUAAAGUAAAAGUUGAAGAUCGCAUUGAGCAGCUGAAUUUUCAUAAUAAUAUCCAGUUGCAGUUCAAGCCAGCGACAUCACCAACUAUUGAAUUGUUGAAAAAAAAUGAAAAGGUUAAGAAGACAAAAGAAAUCUACGAAAAUGGACUGCAUGUAAAAGGAUUAAAUGCUUAUGCUGAUCACUGGAUGGUGAAUAGCAAAAAGCAAUCAAAAACUACUGAACCGACGAAGAAACAUGAUCAUAUUAAGGAACAAAUGUUUUUGAAUGAUUUAAUUGCAUGUGAGAUACAGUACUUAGAGAAACUUCAGAAAACAUCCAGCAUAUUUACAAUGAUUAUUCAACAAACGUCUGGAUAUAUAUCAAAAAUGGUUAGAGAUCAUCAUAUAGGCUUGUCAGGAUUCUUAGAAGACAUAAUUGAUUUACAUAAAUUAAAAAUUUUGCCAAAAUUUAAAGCGAACAAGUCAUUUUCGGGUGUUUUGCGUUACAUGCUGCAAUUGAUUGAGAAUAAUGAGCUGUAUUUGUAUGUGUCACACUCAAUUUUGUACAAUUCAACACUUCAAUGGCUGGACAAUUACAAAAUAGUUUUAGAUUCCUUGUACAGCAAUAACGGAACAUACUAUAACAAACUAGAAAUUCAUGACAUUAUUGGACUAUAUAAAGACUGGAUAGAUGAUGUUUGUGAUGAAUUGUCAAAAGAUCCAUUAAGAAAUGCCGAUGAUAUGGCUUUGUGUAUGGAUAUUGAGACUAAAUUAGACCAAUUAAUGGAUGCGAUUGAUGAUGGCAAGAAGGUUGCAUGCAUAAAAGAAAUUUCAAAGAACAAUAUUGAAGCUAUUGACAAAUUGUAUCGAAUAUUAACAAGAAAAAAGAUCAUUUGCCAUCCAAUGCUCAUUUUAGUUCCACGACAUGACUGUAAUUAUGGAUAUAGAAAUCCUAUUGAUGUUCUCAAAUUAGGAAAGUUUGUGCGUGUUUGGAGUGAAAUGUUGUAUUCAGAAUCAUCCAAAUGCCAUUACUGUACAAAUCUCUUCAUAUUUGAGCUAUGCAUAAUUUACACAAUUGUUGUCAACGAUAAAACCUUCAUUUAUAAUGGACAUUUCUGGAUUAAGGAUUGUGAAUUUCAGACGGUAAUGAAAAAUGAUAAACCAGUCAUUCUAGCAGUUCUUUGUUGUGGAGAUCGUCAUUUAAUCUUGGAUAAUCAGCCGUUUGUAAGCGCUGUGAUGAGAUUACAUGCUUUGCAUAAGUACGAUGAGAUUGAUGGAGACAUAGAACUGCCAGUUGAGAAGCAUUUAAAGAUCCUCUCCAAAAUUGAGAUUAGGAGAAUGUCGUUGGCUUCAUCUGAAAAUUAA
This is a messenger RNA of Chironomus riparius, 1362 nucleotides long. Lineage: Eukaryota; Metazoa; Arthropoda; Insecta; Diptera; Chironomidae. The record is from the annotation of a GenBank genome assembly.